GUGAAAGUUGUGAUCACUUCCGAGUUGUAUACUCCAGGGGGAAGUCACCGAUUUUAUCCCGCCCAUAUGCGAGCAACUGACUCCAAGACAAGUUCCUCUCGAGACAUUAUCAUCCAGUCUGGACAAAAAGACGUCUUGCUACAUAUUCUUGUUCUUACGGAGAAUAGUCCACGUUUUAAAGGGAUGAACUUGAACGAGAGGUUGUCUUUCGAAGUGAAAGUUGCACCCUGUUAUUUUGGAAAUGAACGAGCUCGUGCUGAGGACCAACAAGGGACAGUAUGUGGGCGGAGAGACCGUCUAUGGAGCGGUGUAUCUUCAAAUUGACCGUGUUACGUCAGGAACUGGGGUCAAGCUGAAGUUUCACGGUUACGAAGACUUUUACUAUGAAGAGAGGGGUUCGCAGCGUUACUCUGGUACAGGGGAGUUUUCUGUGAUGAGGGGUCGGAAAGAACACUUUGAUGUGGAAGUGCCCAUUUAUACAAGCACAGAUCCCAUUCCCCUGGGAUGUUAUGUCUUCCCUUUCCAGUAUGAGCUACCAGCUGACUUACCAGCCACUUUCCACUGUAAGGGCCCACUGUAUGAGGCCACUAUCAAGUACGAAGUCAAGGCCUGUGUGAUCGGCAAGGAAAGCAACCUAAAGGUGUCUCAGCCCCUGAUCAUCCGUGAGGUCGUUGAACCCUCCCUGUUAAAGGACGCAGUGAGAUACGAGGAUCAGAGUGAGGUGCUGAAAUGUGGCUGCUAUCGACAGGGAGAUAUCUCAAUAGUGGCGAGUUUGGACAAGACAGAGUACACAGUUGGGGACACAGGAACCGUCAGUGUAGACAUCAGUAAUAGCACAUCUGUAAAAAUCAGGAAUAUCAGAGUCAAUAUGAAGAGAGUAGUGCAUCUGAUGAAGGGUCAGUGGGUGUGUACAGCGGCUGAAGCCUCGAAGGUCAGGAAUCGAAUGUCCAGUUCAGCGGGUCAGCCCGGGCCACUGGUGGAGAAGGUGUGGGGCGAAACACGGGAAGGAACGAGUAACAAAAAAAUAGAAUUGGCCCUUCCUGUGGAACUAAAGAACCUUCCCCCUGUGGUCACCCUGGGCAAGCAUAUCAAGUGUGUCUAUAGAAUACUGGUGGAUGUUGGUCUGAAGUCAUCGCUGUCUCUACCGACUGGUCUGCUGAAGAUACCUUAUCUACAUCCACCCAGCAACUCAGAGUGGGAUGACUGGAAACCCCCUCACUGGGUCUCCCAGUGUGAGAGAAUGACAGUAGAGGGAAAAUUUGCAGUGUCUUCAAAUGUCCUGGCACAAGAAGAGUUUGCAGGACUCCCUACAUUUCAAGUACUGGUGGAAAAUAAGUAGGGAAACACUAUGUACAACUGACAGCAAAAGAUUUCAUAAGCUAUUUUUGUAGGCAAUGCCGUCUAUUUUGUCAUCACUGACAUUUUUUUCAAAAUUGAAGGUAAGGAUGAAUCCAAACAUGGAAGAAAAACUUGGAAGAAAAACUUUUUUUUGUAAAACAGUACUGUACAGCAGAUUUGGUACUAGAUAUGAUAUUUUGUCAUAUACAUUAAUAUUUUGUCAUUAACAUAGAAAUGAAUCAAAAUUCAAGGUAAGGAUGAAUCCCAGUGUAAAAAAAAGCCUUGUUUUUCGUAAAACAGUGUUGAACAGCAAAUUGGGGUAGAUAUGACAUUUUGUCAUAUUAGCAUGAUAAGCUCAUAUGAUAGCGUAUCAUUGAAAAGAGUGGAAAAUUAUAUGUUCACAAUUAUAUCUUUUGAUAGUCGAUACUGUCAAAGCCGUAUCUCUCACCAUAGUGUACUUCGGUAAUGUUACGUCAAUAACAUUAUGUUAUAUAUUGAAUUGAAAUGCAGUUUAUUUGUACAUUGAAAUUUGUAAAUGAUAGAGGAUGUCUUGGUAGACACAAGAGCUCUCUUUAAGUUAGCUUGCAUGUUCCAAUGCUUUAAGUAUGUGGAAAUGUAUUAUAUCAUUGUUUCAACUGAAUGUACAUUAUGCAGAUUCAGAAAUGUGCCAUAUAUAAUGUGGAGUGUUCAUAUACAUUUUGUACAUUGUAGGGCCCUUCAUCCUAGAUUAUUAUUCCAAUGGCUCUGUGUGGCUGGGGUUUUUUUUUAUCUUUUAUUUUUGUUUUUUAUUUUUUUAUUAAGCUACAAAUGGUGAUGCUAACAAAAAAAUGCACCACUAGAAUAAUAGGCACAAAAAUGUCCGAAAAAUACA
This is a messenger RNA of Branchiostoma floridae (Florida lancelet), 2209 nucleotides long. Its product is annotated as arrestin domain-containing protein A-like. Bases 242 to 1339 code for a protein of 365 amino acids. Gene Ontology annotation, cellular component: cytoplasm. The record is from RefSeq and is a predicted model, not a curated record. The transcript has 12 exons. Lineage: Eukaryota; Metazoa; Chordata; Leptocardii; Amphioxiformes; Branchiostomatidae. Gene Ontology annotation, biological process: protein transport.